AAACUAUGUUCAGCCCAGUAUACUUGGACAAACAUCAAAUAUUUAUUUUCAAAAUGCAUGUUAAGGAACCUGAAGAAAACAAAGAAUGGUAUGACUCUAAACUAGAAGAUAUUCACCUGUCGAUAGAAGUGACAGAAAAAUUAUAUCUUGAAGUUUAUUUGAAUAAGAUCCUUCACUUUGGCACCAAUGUUGUAACAUUUCACGUAGAGGUUAGAAGUCUAGGUAAUGUUGUUGGUCAGUUUGUCCCUGGUGUUAAUCUGCAUCCUGUAGACAUCACCUUUAGAAUUUGGGAUUCAGGGCUCCAUUGUUUUGAUGUUACGAACAGUGACUUAAUGCCACAGGGAAGAUACCAUUUGUUGAUGAUGCUAGGCUGUCCUCCUUCAUACAAGUUAGUCUUUGAUUGGCAGGCAACAUAUAAUCUAGUCAAGUUUCGAAGUGGACAAAAAUUUGAUUGUAUAGAUGCCAUACCAAACAGGCCAUGCUUUUACUUUGCAAAAGAAUUCUCUCCACUGUUUCUCUUGACUGAUGAGUCUAUUGGGAAAGUUGAAAGGUUUACAGGAAAAUAUACCAUCAAAAUUGUGGGAGGUGGUAUUGAAGAAAUUCAAAAUUAUACUGAAGAGGAGGUUCUCAAAUAUAACUUACAAACAGAGGCUUCUGGAUCACUUAUAUGGAGUGCUGUCGAAGACCAUACCAGUAAAAUUCCAGUGUUUAAUCAUACACAUAAUUCUAUCAGCUGGCUUUGUCAACCCAAAUCUCCAUGUGGUAUUAUCUCACCAAAGAACUUUAGGUCACCAACAUACCAGUUUGUAAUGGAAGUAUCAAAUAAAGAUGUUGAUGCAGACCAUACAAACUGUGAGUUUACCAUACGGUUUGUGGUCCAAGUACAUGGGAUUUCAUUAAGCUUGCUUCAAGGAUCAUUCACAACUAUACUGACAACUUCUGUUAUUCUUACUAUUCUGUUGGCACUGAGUUCUUACUGCCUCUGGAAUGACCAUUAUGUGUGGAACAAAUUUGAAUUGUGGUGGAUAGCAAAGAAAAAUAGUAUAUCUUUUUUGAACCGAAAAGCAAGACAAGAGCAGUUGGAGACACAAGUUCGAGGCCUUUUCUUGGAAAAUCCUGAACUUCAAAGACCACAAGAAUAUCCACGAAAAAAUAUAUUUUAAACGUUUUCCUCUCAUCACAUAAACUUCUAAUGAUACUUAAGAAUGAUGCACUUCUAUUCUCACUCCUUCUCAUGCUGUUUCGCAGAGAUUUACAGUUUUAAUUUGAUAAUAUAAUUACUACUUAGUCAUUAAGAAUGAUGCAAUUCUAUCCACAUUCUUUCUCAUCCUGUUUCUCAAAGAUUUACAAUUUUCAUUUGAUAAUAUAACUACUACUAAUUACUUACUAAAGUGAAUGUAUUUCUAUCCACACUCCUUCACAUGCUAUUUCUGUGACAUUUACAGCUUUUAUUUGAUAAUAUAACUACUACUAGUUAUUAAGAAUGAUUUAUUUCUAUCCACAUUCCAUCUUAUGCUGUUUCUAUCACAUGUACAGUUUUAUUUGAUAACUAAUACUAGCUAUUAAGAAUGCACAUUUCUGUCCACGCUCAUUCUUAUGCUGAUUUUCUGGGAUUUACUAUUUUCAUGUGAUAAUAUACCUACUAGUGGUUAUUAAGAAUGAUUUAUAUUCUAUCCACAUUUCUUCUUAUGCUGUUUCUAUCACAUUUAUAGUUUUUAUUUGAUAAAUAUUACUAGCUAUUAAGAAUGCACAUUUCUGUCCACCUCAUUCUUAUGCUGAUUUUCUGGGAUUUACUAUUCUCAUUUGAUAAUAUACCCACGAGUAGUUAUUAAAAAUGAUGUAUUUCUAUCCACACUUCUUCUUAUGUUGUUUCUCAAAGAUUUACAGUUUUCAUUUGAUAACUACUACUAGCUAUUAAGAAUGCAUAUUUCUGUCCACACUCAUUCUUAUGCUGAUUUUCUGGGAUUUACUAUUCUCAUUUGAUAAUAUACCUACUAGUAGUUAUUAAAAAUGAUGUAUUUCUAUCCACACUCCUUCUUAUGUUGUUUCUCAAAGAUUUACAGUUUUCAUUUGAUAACUACUUCUGAUUACUAAAGUGGAUGUAUUUCUACCUAUACUCCUUGAUGUGUAAUUUCAGUGAAAUUUGGUUUUCAUUUGAUAAUUUAACUACUACUAGUUAUUAAGAAUGAUGCCUUUCUAUCCACACUCUUUCUCAUACUGUUUCUCAAAGUUUUGCAGUUUUCAUUAAAUAACAUAACUACUACUGAUUACUGAGGUGGAUGUAUUUCUAUCCACACUCUUUCAUGUGCUAUGUCUGUGAAAGUUACAGUUUUGAUUUGAUAAUAUAAUUUCUACUAGUUAUUAAGAGUGACACAUUUCUAUCCACACUCCUUCUUAUGCUGUUUCUCUGGGAUUUAUAGUGUUCAUUUGAUAAUAUAACUACUACUAGUUAUUAAGAAUGAUGCCUUUCUAUCCACACCCUUUCUCAUACUGUUUCUCAAAGUUUUGCAGUUUUCAUUAAAUAAUAUAACUACUACUGAUUACUGAGGUGGAUGAAUUUCUAUCCACAUUCCUUCUUAUCCUGUUUCUAUAAGAUUUGCAGUUUUCAUGUGAUAAUAUAACUACUACUAAUUACUGGGAAUGAUGUAUUUUAAUCAACACUUCUUCUGAAGUUGUUUCUUUGAGAUUUACAGUUUUCAUUUGGUAAUAUUACUACUACUAGUUAUUAAAAAUGGUGCAAUUUUAUUCACUUUACUUCUCAUGCUGUUUUGCAGAGGUUUACAGUUUUCAUUUUGUAAUAUAACAACUACUGAUUAUUCAUAAUGAUGCACUUCUAUCCUCACUCCUUCUCAUGCUGUUUCUCUAAGAUUUAGUUUUCAUUUGAUAAUGUAACUACUACUAGUUAGCAAGAAUGGUUCAUUUCUGUUCACACUCCUUCUCACGCUGUUUCUCAGAGAUUUACAGUUGUCAUUUGAUAAUAUAACUGCUACUGAUUACUAAGAAUGAUGGAUUUCUAUCCACACUCCUUCUUAUGUUGUUUCUCUGAGAUAUGCAGUUUUAAUUUCAUUACUACUUAUAAACAAUUUUUAUGUCUCCCCAGUUUGCCAAGAUAGUGUCAUGUUUAUGAAAGUUUUAUUUCACAUAUUAUAUCAUCAUAGUCCUUCCAAAGUUGCAAAGAAAUUUCCAAAAAUCAGAAAAUUAUGUUAUCAAUAGUACCAGAAGUUAUGGAAACUUUAUGGUUCAGGUUUAAUUUAGAAAUGACUGUGAUAACUUGUAUUUCUUUCCUAGUACAAAAAGUUUCAGUUAAUGAGAUUUUAUUAUCUCAUUCUUUAUAGAAUGAAAUACACAUAAACAAAUAAUUUAAAUAUUAGUGAAAGAGAUUUUGUUACAGGUUUGUGGUAACAGUACCAUCUGAUAUUUUGUUUGUUGUUGUUGUUUUUUUGCUUUUAAUAACUAGUUGAAAGUACCAUAAAUAACCAGUGUUAAAAACUGGUCUCUGAUAAAUAAGAAUAUAAGUUAUAUUAGCCACAAGUGAAAUGUAUUAAAAAGUAAAUACUCCUGUUAUAAGAUUUAACAUUUCUUUCUCUUUAUUCAUUAGUAUCAGUAUUUUUUCAGAAA
This is a messenger RNA of Limulus polyphemus (Atlantic horseshoe crab), 3618 nucleotides long. RefSeq names its product cation channel sperm-associated protein subunit gamma 2-like. The coding region runs from base 6 to 1163 and encodes 385 amino acids. Gene Ontology annotation, cellular component: sperm principal piece; CatSper complex; motile cilium. The record is from RefSeq and is a predicted model, not a curated record. The transcript is spliced from 10 exons. Lineage: Eukaryota; Metazoa; Arthropoda; Merostomata; Xiphosura; Limulidae.